Messenger RNA from Xyrauchen texanus (razorback sucker), 1231 nucleotides. RefSeq names its product delta-type opioid receptor-like. Lineage: Eukaryota; Metazoa; Chordata; Actinopteri; Cypriniformes; Catostomidae. Gene Ontology annotation, cellular component: neuron projection; membrane. The record is from RefSeq and is a predicted model, not a curated record. Gene Ontology annotation, biological process: neuropeptide signaling pathway; sensory perception of pain; G protein-coupled opioid receptor signaling pathway. Gene Ontology annotation, molecular function: dynorphin receptor activity; neuropeptide binding. The coding region runs from base 92 to 1231 and encodes 379 amino acids. The transcript is spliced from 4 exons.
CGGGUCAGAGAAAUCAACGCAUUGCGCACAGACAUCAUUUGUUGCUGUUUUUAAACAUCUGAAUUUUCAUCAUAAAUUGUCAGCUUGCAACAUGUCAAUGGACAGCAACGUGGUGCAAAUUUUCAAGGAGGACAAAUGCCCCGCUGCUCACCCCGAAAAGUGUUUACCCAACUUCACAUGGCAGUCUGCUGCUUCAGACGUAUACAACUAUUCGCUGAAUGAAAGCUGGACGAAUGAGCAGGAAACUAUGUCUCCUAUCAUUCCGAUCAUCACUGCUGUGUACUCUGUGGUGUUUGUUGUUGGAUUAGUGGGGAACUGCCUUGUAAUGUAUGUCAUAAUCAGAUACACUAAAAUGAAAACUGCCACCAACAUCUAUAUCUUCAACUUGGCUGUUGCCGAUGCCUUGGUAACCACCACCAUGCCCUUUCAGAGCACAGAUUACCUACUCAACUCGUGGCCAUUUGGAGAGGUGGUUUGCAAGGUUUUCAUCUCCAUUGACUAUUAUAAUAUGUUCAUUAGUAUCUUUACCCUAACCAUGAUGAGUGUGGACCGCUAUGUGGCGGUCUGUCACCCUGUGAAGGCCCUGGACUUCCGCACACCAGUGAAAGCCAAGAUCAUCAACAUCCUCAUCUGGGUGCUGUCUUCAGCUGCUGGGAUCCCUGCAAUGGUGCUUGGGAGCACUCAGACAAACAAUGGCACUACAGAGUGUGCUCUGCAGUUUCCAGACCCCUAUAUCUAUUGGGAUACAUUGAUGAAGAUCUGCGUUUUUAUAUUUGCCUUUGUGGCUCCUCUUCUCAUCAUUACUGUGUGCUACACGCUGAUGGUCCUGCGUCUUAAGAGCGUACGUCUGCUCUCGGGCUCGCGGGAAAAAGAUCGCAACCUGAGACGUAUCACUCGCCUGGUGCUGGUUGUGGUUGCUGUGUUUGUGGUCUGCUGGACACCUAUACACAUUUUCAUCUUGGUCAAAGCUCUUGCUCCUGGAGUGCCAGAGACAACUGCAGUCAUGGCUGCCUAUUUCUUCUGUGUGGCACUGGGCUACACAAAUAGCAGCCUCAACCCCAUCCUAUACGCUUUUCUUGAUGAGAACUUCAAGAGGUGCUUCAGGGACUUCUGCUGCCCUGGCCAGACCACAAGGGACAGGCAUGGUGUUAGCCGGGUCAGGAGCACUCUCCGAGAACACACGUGCCCAGCAGAGGGCAAAGGAGAGGGAGGCCACGGUAGACCCGUAUGA